Molecule: messenger RNA, 234 nt
Organism: Symbiodinium natans
Lineage: Eukaryota; Dinophyceae; Suessiales; Symbiodiniaceae
Source: the annotation of a GenBank genome assembly
AUGAUCAUGCGUGCCGGGAUGAAGCAGGCAGAGUACUUCCUCUACGGCGCCGUCGAGGAAGAGGAGGAGGAGCUGUGCCCGCACCACUUCGCACUGAACUUCGACUACUACACGCACUUCACUUCGCCCAUCCGCCGCUAUCCGGAUGUGAUGGUGCACAGAGUCCUCUGCGCACUCCUGGAUCGCCAGAUGGAGCCUCGAGGCCGUGCUCGGAGCCAGAGAGCAACCCUGUGA